Molecule: messenger RNA, 738 nt
Organism: Pleuronectes platessa (European plaice)
Lineage: Eukaryota; Metazoa; Chordata; Actinopteri; Pleuronectiformes; Pleuronectidae
Product: testis-expressed protein 47
Exons: 8
Coding region: 1-738 (245 amino acids)
Molecular function (GO): FAD binding; blue light photoreceptor activity
Source: RefSeq, a predicted model, not a curated record
AUGGAGAGAACUGACACAUUGAGAGCAGAGGUGGAGAAAGAGGAGGAGGACACUGGGACUAGUUUGUUUCACCGGGUCAUGGAGCAGAGGAAGGAUCUGCCUGAUGAAGACGUGAAGAUGGUGCUGCAGCGGCUCGUCCUGAUUGGCCAGCUCCCCCACGAUGUCGCUGACAGGACAGAACUUGGAGAUCAUUAUAGCAGACUCCACUUCCUGUUGAGCAAACAGCACAUGUGGGAUCAGAUGACGGGCCUGCUGCUGGUUUAUCCGACCUUUGUGCUGCACGUCAUCGAGUCGUCCAGGGACGUUCUCCUCGCUGUUCUCAAGGAUCUCAGAGACCUGCAGCUGCAGACAGACGGGUGCCUGAUGGAGGCUGCAAAGGUGGUGUCCAUCGCUCAUGUCCCUCACAGCAGGACGUUCCAUCAGUGGAGCUACAAGGUGCUGGAUGCAGCUGAUGUGGACCCACUGAGUGAGGGGUUCGAGGAGGACGAGGACACCACAGAGACACUGGUUUCCAGUCUCCUGUCAGCUCUGCACAAACUGGCCGAGCACCUCGAGAGGCCCAAGAAGACUGUCCCUGGAUCUGUGCAGCUGCUGGUCUCUCAGGAGCUUCCAGGGAAGCUGCUGUCUCGAGACCAGCUCCUGAGUCCAGAGGAGCAGCUGCAGAUGUUCGACUCGCCCGUAAACAUCAGCUUGGGCUUUGGACAAGUGAACCGAAGCAGCAGCCUCAACACAGUUUAA